ACCCAAAAUCAUCGUCAUUUCAUUUUCCUUCAACCCAAAACACUUCUCCCCCAAAUCCCCCAAAACAAAUUCAAAAUUAAACCAAAUCCCUAAUUCUCAAUUUCACACACACACUCCUUCUCCGUCGUCGUUUUACAUGAACUCCGGUUCCCAAAACCGCCAUGACCAGAACCCUAUCACCGGAGCGACAACCACCGCAAUCGUCACCGUCAAUUUCUCGGUCGAUUACGCAAACACUUAACGGCUCGCACAAGUUCUUGAUCCAAGGCUACUCUCUUGCGAAGGGAAUGGGAGUCGGAAAACACAUUGCGAGCGAUGUUUUCACCGUCGGAGGUUAUCAGUGGGCGAUCUACUUCUAUCCUGACGGCAAGAAUCCGGAAGAUGGUUCGACUUAUGUUUCCGUUUUCAUCGCGCUGGCUAGUGAAGGAACCGAUGUAAGAGCGCUUUUUGAACUCACGCUUGUCGAUCAGAGUGGAAAGGGGAAGCAUAAAGUUCAUAGCCAUUUUGAUCGAUCUCUUGAGAGUGGUCCGUAUACUCUUAAGUACAAGGGUAGCAUGUGGGGGUACAAGCGAUUUUUCAGACGGGCUUCGCUUGAGAACUCCGAUUUCCUCAAGAAUGACUGCUUAAAAAUCAACUGUACAGUUGGAGUUGUAGUUUCUGCGACUGAUUGUCCUCUACUUAACUCUAUUCACGUCCCAGAAUCUGACAUUGGAACACACUUUGGCUCAUUACUGGAGAAUAUGGAAGGUUCAGAUGUUACUUUUGAUGUCGCUGGGGAGAAGUUUCCUGGUCAUAAGAUCGUGUUAGCUGCUAGAUCCCCAGAAUUUCGAUCCAAAUUUUUAAAUGGUACGGAUAUUGAUACGGACAAACAGGAGAUUGUUGUAACAGAUUUAGAACCAAAGGUUUUUAAGGCAAUGCUGCAUUUUAUCUACAGGGAUACCCUUACAGAAGAGGCGGAUGUGGUUCCAUCAACAUCAUCUAGUGAUUUUCCGGGUUGUGAGACAUUGAUAGCAAAAUUGUUAGCUGCAGCAGACAAGUAUGGCUUGGAGAGGCUUAAACUGAUGUGCGAGUCUCGUCUAUGCCACAACAUUGAUGUGAGCUCUGUAGCUAGCAUUUUAACAUUGGCUGACAAAUGCCAUGCGGCAGAGUUAAAAGCUGUUUGCCUAAAAUUUGCUGCUCAAAAUCUAGCAGCUAUCAUGAGGACAGAUGGAUUUGAGUCUAUGAAAGAGAAAUGUCCAUGGUUACAGUCAGAGAUAUUGAAAACAAUUGCUGGCUGUGAGGGUGAUACUUGCAGUACAGGGGAAAAAUCUCAGAGUGUGUGGGCCCAACUUUCAGAUGGUGGUGAAACAAUUGGCAGGAGAGUUAGACAGAGACAUUGAUAUCUGUCGUCACAUUGGUAUCUCCGAUUCUUUUUGUAAAUGAAGUUGAUGAUAACGUUGAAAAAAUGGGGAUAGUUAAGGCCAAAGAGAGGGAAAAACCUUUUCUGGUGAAUUUCUCCAUGUUUCAAUAGAAAGUUCUUUAGAAAAAGAAGGUAGACUAGAUGCUAUGCAGGUUAUACUUAUGUCUCCCGUGGUGUGUUGUUAGUACGGAGUAAUUAUUGAAAAUGAGCUCAUCUGCAGUAGACGUUUGUAGAGGAUCCAAGUCCAUUAUCGUUGCUGGACUUUAUGUCCCCAUGUCCUUUGUUCAAACCUUAAUGUUUGUAGAACUAGGUUCAAUAGGAUGGUUGCUAUACCUUGUAAAAAGUAUUCAUUUUGUAAACAUCGUUUCUGUAAUUUAAACCUCAUAAAAAGUGGUAAUGUGAGAUAGUCCAUCUUGAAUUGA
Messenger RNA from Vicia villosa (hairy vetch), 1821 nucleotides. Its product is annotated as BTB/POZ and MATH domain-containing protein 4. NCBI's taxonomy places the organism in Eukaryota, Viridiplantae, Streptophyta, Magnoliopsida, Fabales, Fabaceae. Bases 162 to 1379 code for a protein of 405 amino acids. Gene Ontology annotation, molecular function: protein binding. Gene Ontology annotation, biological process: protein ubiquitination. The transcript is spliced from 4 exons. The record is from RefSeq and is a predicted model, not a curated record.